This is a messenger RNA of Neolamprologus brichardi, 2880 nucleotides long. It is a transcript of the gene def8, whose product is annotated as differentially expressed in FDCP 8 homolog. The record is from RefSeq and is a predicted model, not a curated record. NCBI's taxonomy places the organism in Eukaryota, Metazoa, Chordata, Actinopteri, Cichliformes, Cichlidae.
UUUUCCCCGUGUGAUGUUACCCAUGACAGAGGCAAAACAAAACGGGGACGGCUGCCUAUAUUCAUCAUAAACGUCGUCCACAAAAUAUAUUAUUAUAUUAUAAUAUAGCUGCUAGUUUGCUGCUGAUAAAUUCGUUCAACAACGGGAUGUAGCCAAUAAAAUGGAGUAUGAUGAGAGACUUGCACUUUUUCGCCAAACCCGCCUCAAUCCAUUUGAUCGUGGAGAGGAAGAGGAUGGUCCCCAAGGACACAAAACACCCCCGCAACAUGAAGCAAGACCUGAGGUUUUUCCUGGGACCAGAACACACAGUUCAGAUCGAACCAUGGACCUCGGUCUAGCUGAGGAUCACUUCUCAAGGCCUGUGGGUUCUUUUGUGGCAUCAGACAUUGAACAGCUUAAACUGGCAAUAGAAGAAUGUAAGAAGCUGAUCUUGGAGCUGCCAGAGCAUUCAGAGAGACAAAAAGACAAUGUAGUGAAACUUAUCCACCUGCGCCUCAAGCUGCAAGAACUUAAGGAUCCAGAGGAAGAUGAGCCUAAUCUGAGAGUCCUACUGGAACACCGCUUCUCCAAGGAAAAGAGCAAGAGUGUGAAACAGACCUGUGAUAAGUGUAGCACUAUUAUCUGGGGCCUUAUCCAGACUUGGUAUACCUGCACAGGAUGCUAUUAUCGUUGCCAUAGUAAGUGUAUGAAUCUGAUCACUAAACCCUGUGUCAGGUCAAAGGUCAGCCACCAGUCUGAGUACGAGCUCAGUAUUUGUCCUGAAAUAGGACUAGACCGGCAAGAUUACCGCUGUGCAGAAUGUCGUGCACAAAUUUCACUAAGGGGCGUACCUAGUGAAGCCAGACAGUGUGACUACACUGGCCAGUAUUACUGCAGCACAUGUCAUUGGAAUGACACAGCCGUCAUUCCAGCUCGUGUCAUCCACAACUGGGAGUUUGAAUCAAGGAAGGUUUGUCGCUCCUCAAUGCGCUACCUGGCCCUGAUGAUGUCACGCCCCGUGCUAAGGCUGAAAGAAAUAAACCCGCUGCUAUUCAACUUUGUGGAGGAACUGGUUGAAAUCAGGAAACUUCGUCAAGAUAUUCUGUUAAUGAAACCCUAUUUUAUCACCUGCAAGGAGGCAAUGGAAGCUCGGCUGCUACUACAGCUACAAGAUCGCCAACACUUUGUCGAGAACGACGACAUGUACUCACUACAGGAUUUGAUUGACAUUUCCACUGGCAGACUGAGCUGUUCCCUCACAGAGAUCCACACCACAUUUGCUAAGCACAUCAAACUCGACUGCGAGCGCUGUCAGGCCAAAGGAUUUGUGUGUGAGCUUUGUAAGGAGGGAGACAUCCUGUUCCCCUUUGACAGUCACACCUCAGUGUGCCAUGACUGCUCUGCUGUCUUUCACAGAGAUUGUUACUUUGACAAUUCCACAACUUGUCCACGAUGUGCACGAAUGACUGAGCGUAAGCAGGACGAAGAGGAGCUGGAUGUGAAAGAAAGCUAACUCUGGAAAGGACCCUGGGAUUUAAGUGGAUGCUGCACUUUGCUUCGUUAUGGAAAAAAUCUGAUCUAAGUUUAAAAAAAAAAAAACCCACAAUCUUUCUUUAUUUUGUUUUAUGAUUAUGCUCUGACUUUUGUUUUUCCUGUGCACUGCAUUAUGAGGCAGGGUAUUUAAAAUUCAUCUGGAAAUUAAUAUAUUUUUAUCAAACCUUUGCAUUCCUACAGAACUUAGAUGUACAAACCACUGCGUGUAUGUUUAAUGUUGGUGUGUGUUUCUAAAUUUACAAGUAAAUGCUCUGUAGAGAAAAUCCACUUGAUCAGUAGGUGGUUAUGCAUGCAGAAAUUGUAUAUUUACUGUUACAAGCCUCAACUACUUUAAUCCAAACUGCCAAUAAUGCUGAACUUUAAAGUUGCCAUAUAUCAGAAUUUUAAAGUUUAGAAGCCCAGCGUCCAAUAAGAAAAUCGCCAAAAAUAUGCCUUUCAGCAUCCAGUUCCUGUGCUGCCAUGUUCAAGUUUCAGUUUAUUAGGUUCAGAUGGGUGAUGUUGCACAAAAAAAGCUAUGUGUUGACAUAGUUUAAAAUGGGAUUAAAUCUGUUAGACUGUGUGAUCAGUUGGUCACUGCCACUUACCCAUCUCCCCUUUUUGGACAUAUUUUCUAUAAGUUCAAUUGCUGUUUAUUUAGAACCAAUAUAUUGAUCUGUUGAUAUUUCAUAAAGUCUUCAAUUAUGUAGAUUUUCAGGCCUUAACUGUUUAUUUUCAGCUCUUUUCCUAUUUGCACCGUACCAAAUGGUAUAGGUAAACAAAAAAAUUAAUGUGUAUACAUACAAUCACUGAAAACAUAACUUCAAAUAUGUGUACUGUAUUGGCAACAGAUAUAUAUAAUGAAAGCAUGCAUUAGCAGUACGGUACUUUUCCUUGUAACGAAAAUUGUUAAACUGUAAGACACAAAGACUAUGAGAGUUGUUUUAUGUGCUUUCAUUUUUUUAAAUUCAAAACUGUGAACUAAUGCUGUGCAGUUUAAUAUGUGUUUAAUCAGUGCUGUUUUCAUGCAGUGUAGCAAAUGUCUGUUGAUGCUCAUGAAAAUUGUGUGCCUAAGACUGUCAGGUUACUUAACAGCUGUUAUCCAAACCUUUUCAUACCAUCAUGGUAGUUGUGUCAGUCUAAAUUCCCUUAAUUAAGUCUCUGUAUGUUAAGUGGCAAACCUUGGUUAAUGUGUAAAUGCUGACCUUUAUGUAUUUGUUUUAAAAUAAUGAGUUUUGGCUGUGUUAUCUUUCAGCAUGAUGUAUUGUAUAUAUAUUUUUUUCAAACUAAUGGACUUACAUGGUGUUGGUAAACACCAUGGCUUGUUAAACAUGUGAGUAGUGCAUGAAUAAAGUAAUGAAAUGCAUUUAA